CAGUUUGCCUGUGAAUGUCUGCCGGGCAGGGAGAAGCCACCAAACAUUCAGGCCUCCCUCCUUGCCAAGGAGUCCAUCUGAAGGGCUGCUGCUGGCUGUUGGGACUGCAGAGACGAGGGUCUCCGUGGCAUCGCUUUCCUGGAAAGGAGGGAAGGCAGCUGCCCAGGCGGCCAGCAGUGUGAGAAGUCUGUUCCAGGGAGCGAAUGGGUACUUGGGAAUGGAAAAUCCAAGGGGAGAAAACCACCAGCAAGGAAACGCAGUGCAAACCGCGGCCACGAAGUCCAUACGUUAAAAUAUACAGCGCCCAGGGGGCCUGCGUCGGAGGGAAGCGAAUUGGCUGGACUGAGAGCUCCGUGGUUUUCUGUGCAGACGGAUUCGGCUGGAGAAGCUAAGAUUGGGGCUGAGCCUGGGAGAAGCCCUCCAGUGUUGGGGCUGCAGCUGGGCAGAGGGACAGAGACCAGUGGCUCUAGCCCGCGGCUGGAGGGCCAGGCAAGGUGCCCCCGCCCCCUCAGAGGUCAAGCAUGAAUUCAGUCCUGACAAAGUACGGCUCUCCCCCUCGCAGCUGGCUCAGCUUUCGUCCGGGAACCAAUGACGGGAGCCUGGCAGAGGAGAAGGGAUUGCGCUGUCAGAACCCUGACUGCAUGGACAAGGGGAGGGCAGCCAAGGUAUGCCACCACGCCGACUGCCAGCAGCUGCACCGCCGGGGACCCCUCAACCUCUGCGAGGCCUGUGACAGCAGGUUCCACAGCGCCAUGCAUUAUGACGGGCAUGUCCGCUUUGACCUGCCCCCACAAGGUUCUGUCCUGGCCCGGAACGUGUCCACCCGGUCAUGCCCGCCGCGCACCAGCCCUGCAGUGGACUUGGAGGAGGAGGAGGAGAGCUCUAUGGAUGGCAAAGGAGACCGGAAGAGCACAGGCCUGAAACUCUCCAAGAAGAAAGCCAGGAGAAGACACACAGAUGACCCGAGCAAGGAGUGCUUCACCCUGAAAUUUGACCUGAAUGUGGACAUUGAGACCGAGAUCGUACCAGCCAUGAAGAAGAAGUCGCUGGGGGAGGUUCUGCUGCCCAUAUUUGAAAGGAAGGGCAUCGCAUUGGGCAAAGUGGAUAUCUACCUGGACCAGUCCAACACGCCCCUGUCCCUCACCUUCGAGGCCUACAGGUUUGGUGGCCACUACCUGCGGGUCAAAGCCAAGCCAGGGGACGAGGGGAAGGUGGAACAGGGAGUGAAGGAUUCCAAGUCCCUGAGUCUGCCAAUCCUGCGGCCAGCUGGGGCCGGAACCCCUGCCCUGGAGCGUGUGGACCCCCAGAGCCGCCGGGAGAGCCUGGACAUCCUGGCCCCCGGCCGCCGACGAAAGAACAUGUCGGAGUUCCUGGGGGAGGCCAGCAUCCCUGGACAGGAGCCCCCUACGCCUUCCAGCUGCUCUCUGCCCAGCGGCAGCAGUGGCGGCAACGACAGCUGGAAGAACCGGGCGGCUAGUCGCUUCAGCGGCUUCUUCAGCUCGGGCCCCAGCACCAGUGCCUUCGGCCGGGAGGUGGACAAGAUGGAGCAGCUGGAGGGCAAGCUGCACGCCUACGGCCUCUUCGGGCUGCCCCGGCUGCCCCGGAGGCUGCGCUUUGACCACGACUCGUGGGAGGAGGAAGGGGAUGAGGAGGAGGAGGAAGGGGACGCCUGCCUGCGGCUGGAGGACAGCUGGCGGGAGCUCAUCGAUGGGCAUGAGAAGCUGACCCGGCGGCAGUGCCACCAGCAGGAAGCGGUGUGGGAGCUGCUGCACACAGAGGCCUCCUACAUUAAGAAACUGCGGGUGAUCACCAAUCUGUUCCUGUGCUGCCUCCUGAACCUGCAAGAAUCGGGGCUGCUGUGUGAGGUGGAAGCCGAACGCCUGUUCAGCAACAUCCCGGAGAUUGCGCGGCUGCAUCGCCGGCUGUGGAGCAGUGUGAUGGCGCCGGUGCUGGAGAAGGCGCGGCGCACGCGGGCGCUGCUGCAGCCUGCAGACUUCCUCAAAGGCUUCAAGAUGUUCGGCUCCCUCUUCAAGCCCUACAUCCGUUACUGCAUGGAGGAGGAGGGCUGCAUGGAGUACAUGCGCGGCCUGCUGCGCGACAACGACCUCUUCCGGGCCUAUGUCACGUGGGCCGAGAAGCACCAGCAGUGCCAGCGGCUGAAGCUGAGCGACAUGCUGGCCAAGCCCCACCAGCGGCUCACCAAAUACCCGCUGCUGCUCAAGUCGGUGUUGAGGAAGACCGAGGAGCCACACGCCAAGGAGGCCGUCGUCACCAUGAUCGAUUCCGUGGAGCGCUUCAUCCACCACGUGAACACGUGCAUGCGCCAGCGACAGGAGCGGCAGCGGCUGGCAGCAGUGGUGAGCCGCAUCGACGCCUACGAGGUGGUGGAGGGCAGCAACGACGAGGUGGACAAGCUCCUAAAGGAAUUUCUGCACCUGGAUCUGACAGCGCCCAUCCCUGGCGCCUCCCCUGAGGAGACACGACAGCUGCUGCUGGAGGGGAGCCUGAGGAUGAAGGAGGGGAAAGACAGCAAGAUGGAUGUAUACUGCUUCCUCUUCACGGACCUGCUCUUGGUGACCAAGGCAGUGAAGAAGGCUGAGAGGACCAAGGUCAUCAGGCCACCACUGUUGGUGGACAAGAUUGUGUGCCGGGAACUGCGGGACCCUGGCUCCUUCCUCCUCAUCUACCUGAACGAGUUCCACAGCGCUGUGGGGGCCUACACGUUCCAGGCCAGCGGCCAGGCCUUGUGCCGGGGCUGGGUGGACGCCAUUUACAACGCCCAGAACCAGCUGCAGCAACUUCGUGCACAGGAGCACCCAGGCAGCCAGCAGCACCUGCAGAGCCUGGAAGAGGAGGAGGAUGAGCAGGAGGAUGAGGAGGAAGAUGAGGAAGAAGAGGAAGGUGGGGAGAGUAGCGCUUCCGCUGCCAGCUCCCCCACCAUCCUGCGGAAAAGCAGCAACAGCCUGGACUCUCAGCACUGUGCCUCGGACGGCUCCACGGAGACACUGGCCAUGGUUGUGGUGGAGCCUGGGGAGACACUGUCCUCUCCCGAGUUCGAGGGCGGUCCCUUCAGCUCCCAGUCUGACGAGACCUCUCUCAGCACCACUGCCUCAUCUGUCACACCCACCAACGAGCUGCUGCCCCUGGGCCCGGCGGACAGCCGCUCCUGCUCUAUGGACUCCGCCUACGGCACCCUCUCCCCCACCUCCUUGCAAGACUUUGUGACCCCAGCCCCUCUGACGGAGCCAGCACCCCGGCCCCCAGAGUUACCACCAGCCCCUUCACCCCCUCCCUCACCCCGCCUCCGCCGCCGCACCCCUGUCCAGCUGCUGCCCCGUCUACCCCACCUGCUCAAGUCCAAAUCUGAGGCCAGCCUCCUCCAGCUGCUGUCAGGGGUCACCUACGGAGUGCCCUUAGCCUCCAGCCGCAGCCUGUCAGAACUCUGCUUGGCCGCUCCAGUUCCUGGUGCUAGGACUCAGUGCUCCCCUCAGGAAGCUGGGCCCAGCUGGAAUUGCAGGGGGCCACCCAGCCCUGGCAGUGGCCCCGAGCUAUCAGAAAUGGAGGGCAGAACCAACUGCCUGGCUGAGGAGCCUGAAGGACCUGCCAACAGGAGCCGAGAGCUGCCUUCCGGGGCCUUGCCCAGGGUCCAGCCCGAGCUCCCCCCAGGGAUCUCCGCCCAGCACAGGAAGCUGACGCUGGCCCAGCUCUACCGAAUCAGGACCACCUUGCUGCUUAACUCCACGCUCACUGCCUCGGAGGUCUGAGCAGAGCGAGGCCCUCAAGGGUGCCACUGACCACGGAACAGCAGACAGCAUGCCUCCCGGGGUAUGCCGGCCUCUGUUCCAGCCACUGCCUUGUGUAUACACAAGCCGGAGUGCCAGGCAGGACCCCUGCCACCACCCCGGGCCAAUUGCACUUUGCCAGACUGGAUGGACGUGGAGAAGGGCUUGUCAGAGCCCAAGACCCAGGCUGCAGUACCCCUCCCCUGUCGCUAUCUUCACUAACCUCCCCCCACAUACACACCUGCGCAGGCAGGAUCCCUUCCCUGC
Hipposideros armiger (great roundleaf bat) is the source of this 4049-nucleotide messenger RNA. RefSeq names its product pleckstrin homology and RhoGEF domain containing G5 (gene PLEKHG5). Gene Ontology annotation, cellular component: endocytic vesicle; axon; plasma membrane. The transcript has 22 exons. Gene Ontology annotation, biological process: Rho protein signal transduction; endothelial cell migration. Bases 522 to 3764 code for a protein of 1080 amino acids. The record is from RefSeq and is a predicted model, not a curated record. NCBI's taxonomy places the organism in Eukaryota, Metazoa, Chordata, Mammalia, Chiroptera, Hipposideridae. Gene Ontology annotation, molecular function: guanyl-nucleotide exchange factor activity.